Messenger RNA from Leptopilina boulardi, 1839 nucleotides. Its product is annotated as reticulocyte-binding protein 3-like. The transcript has 3 exons. The coding region runs from base 36 to 1508 and encodes 490 amino acids. Lineage: Eukaryota; Metazoa; Arthropoda; Insecta; Hymenoptera; Figitidae. The record is from RefSeq and is a predicted model, not a curated record.
AUUUCUUUUAAGUGAGAAAAAAAAAUAAAUCCAAAAUGAGUAAAUUUUGGUUUCUACUAUUAUUGUCUACUAAUUUUACAAUUUUUUUCGUAUCCUGUAAUUUUGAUGAUAGUAAUUUAUCAAAUAUUGAAAAAUUCGAGUUACAAACAUUUAUCAUCGAUAUUGCCGAUACAAUUAAAAAUAUCGUCGAUGGUGGCUAUGACGUAUAUGAAAAUCUAAUUAAUUAUCUUGCCUGCACAUACAACGAGAACAAGAACAAUGAUAAUAAUAUUAAUAAAUUUGAAUUAAUUUAUAAAAUAACAUUAAAUUCCACAUUUAAUGUGAUAAAUUCUCUAAAAAUAUUUAAUGAUUCCUUAAAUUCUUCAUUAAAUAUUACGGAAAAGGAAAUUAUCGUAAAAAAAAUUGAAAUAGAAUUUAUUCAAAUUCAACGUACAGUUAUUAAUUUACAAAGAUAUUGUGAUAUUAAAAGUUUGCCAAUAAUUGAUAAAAAAUUUUAUAGUAUAGAAUUAGGAAAUUCAUUAAAAUCCCAUAUGAAGCAAAUAAAAGAUGUCACAGACAAUGUCACUGAAAUUUUAAGAGAUAAUGAUAUUAAUUUAUUUGAAGAAUGCAACAAUUAUUUUAAUAAUAUAUCACAAAAUGUAAAUAAAUUAAUUCCUACAAUGAAUGAUCUUUAUGAAACAAAAACCAGUGAAAUAUUAUCUAUUCAUAAAGAUUACAUGGAAAGAAUUGUCAACACCACCAAAAAAAUUAUUAAUAAUACAAAUAUAGUGCUUGAUAGACUUUGCAAUCAUCUUAUUUGUAAUUUACCAGAAAAUAAAAAAAUUCAUUUAAUAUCAGAAAUUACAUUAAAUAUGUCAUCUAUUGUGAAUAAUGCUCUGAAAACAUUUAGCUAUUCCUUAGAUUCAGUGAAUAUUGAUGAACUGAAUUAUUUGUUAAAAAAAGUGGAAAAAAAUUUACUUCAAUGUCAAGAAUAUGUUUAUAUAUUGCCAAAGCUUUGUGAUAGAAAGAGUUUAUCAAUUGAUAUAAAUAAUUAUAAUGUAAAAGUGGCAAUAUAUAUUAAAAAACUUAUGAUUUUAAUAAUAGGUCAUGCGGAUCGUAUCGGUAAUGUUGCAAGAAAAGGAAAUUUUGAAAGUCGUCAAGAAUUAAAGGCAAGUGUAGAUUCUCUUCUUGUUAAAAAAUUAAAUAAAAUUUGGAAAAUUGUGAAUAUUUUAUAUAAAUUCGAAAGAAAAAAUGUAACAAAAACACCAGAAGAAACAGGAAAAAAAGCAGCAACUUUAUCAGAAGAUAAAUCAAAAAAGCUAGAUGAAAAUGAAACAAAAUCAACUUUUUUAACACAAGAAAAACCAAGAACACCUAGAGAAACAGAAGUAUCAUUACCAGGAACAACAGCAGAAACAAAAAAUGAAACAGAAAAACUAAAUGGAACAUUAACAAAACCUAUCAUAGAAAACAAACCAACAACACUAAAUGAAACAGAAGCCAGCGGAAACUUUUUUACCUUUUUUUAAUUAAUUAAUUAAUAUCUCAAAUAGAGGAUAUUUUUUUUAUUUUUAUUUAAAAGUACACAUUUUAAACUUUAUAAAAAAUUUUGAAUUUUUGAAACAUUUUUUACACCAUUCGAAAGGGCAGGAAAAAAACUUUCGAAAACAUAAAGGUGCAAUUUUUUUUUAUUCUUAUAUUGUUAUAGUUACGUUAUUUAUUCUUAUAGUUACGACUUUUUAAAUAAUUCACUGUAUAUAUUUUUGAUGUUAUAUUACUUUAGAAAUUUUGCUCUGACAGUUAUUUUCAAUAUUAUAGUGCAUCAGAUAAAAACUGAUGAAACCAAUGAAUAAACACUAC